GAGGAGGCACCGCGGUUUGUAAAGGGAGGAGCCACAGCGCCGCUUCGCCAUUUUGAGUGGCGCGGCGGUAGGCGGUGACGGCGCUGGGACAUGCUCCUGCGGCGGCUGUAGACUCCACCGAGAGCACGCACGGCGACACGUACAUGUUCUUAACAAUGUCUACGCAGCCGAAAAGGCAGCAACAGCAGCAGCAGCCGAGUGCUAGGUCGGCCGUGCUCACCCCGCACGAGAAUGAGAUCAUCUUCAACAUGCUGGGCCGCAAGUGUCUGAGCAUGGCGACGGCGGUGGUGCAGGUCUUCUUUUCGGAGAAUGGGGUGUGGCAGAAGAGGCACUGCGGUGUGGUCUGCUUUGUCAAGGACAACCCCAGGAGGUCCUAUUUCAUCCGUGUGUAUGAGAUGAGGGACACAGGGCAUCUGUGCUACGAGCAGGAACUCUACAAUAAGUUUGAGUACAAGCAACCACGCCCUUUCUUCCACACCUUUCUUGGCGAUAAAUGCCAGGUGGGGCUUAACUUUUGCAACGAGAAGGAGGCAAAGACCUUCCGUGAUGCCGUGGAGGAUAAGCUUCGACUCAGGCACCAGAAGAGUGAACGAAAACGUAAUGACCCAACGCCACCUAUUUCACGGCGUGACUCCACAGGCCCGAUGCUGCCUAACCUCAAGAUGCAGGCAAUGGACAUCAAGAACCCAGACAUCACCGUAAACCGCUACCCCAUCAACUCCUCCUCCACCCCCACCAGCACCAUUACAAACUCGCCAUUUAAUAUGAUCAUGGACAGGACCAAGAAGGGCAAGGGAAAGAAGAAAAAACUGACCAAGGCGGAUAUUGGCGCACCCAGCAACUUCCAGCAUGUUGGUCAUAUUGGAUGGGAUCCCAACACUGGGUUUGAUCUGAAUAACUUGGACCCAGAGCUGAAGAGUCUGUUUGACAUGGCGGGCAUCACGGAGUCUCAGCUCAAGGACAAGGAGACCUCCAAGACCAUCUACGACUUCAUUGAGAACUUCGGUGGUGUGGAGGCUGUCAAGAGUGAGAUGCGACGCCAGGCUCCCCCUCCACCCCCUCCCCCGAGCCGCGGCAACUACCCCCCUCAGACGCCGUCCUCGGCUCCCCCCCCUCCUCCGGCGCGUGGGCGGAGCGCUCCACCCCCUCCACCCCCCAGCCGAGGACCUGCCCACCCGGCGGGGCCCGCGCCACCCCAGCUGCCUUUCCGCGGGACCUCCGGACCCCACCCACCGCCAAUGCUCACCAUGCCCCCCAUGUCUGCCAUGGGACGGCAGCCACCGCCGCCCGUGCCGCCUCCUUCCAUCCCGGAGGGGCCACCCCCUCCCCCGCCGCUGGUUUCUCACGCGCCCCCCCCACCUCCUCCGCCGCCCCCGCAGCCCCACGGUUACAGCAACAGCUACGGCGGUGGCAGUGGCAGCGGUGGUGGCGGAAUCCCGCAAUGCAGCCCUCCGCCACCUCCGCCACCUCCGCCGCCACCCCCACCCCCCGGUCCGCCGCCUCCACCGAGCCCCAUGGUGCCGCCACCGCCACCGCUCUCUCUAGGACCUAGCCCCGGCCCUGGCCCCGUCUCCGGCUCACGAGGGGCCCUGCUGGACCAGAUCCGAGGGGGCGCACAGCUGCGCAAGGUGGACGAGGCGGCGGCGGCAGGAGGCGGGGCGGCAGCGAGGCCGGUAUCCACCUCGGGACGUGACGCGCUGCUUGACCAGAUCCGCCAGGGCAUCGCGCUCAAGACGGUGACGGAAACAGAUGCAGCUGCCUCAUCAACUCCAACAGUGGGGAUCGUAGGAGCUCUCAUGGAGGCCAUGCAAAAGAGGAGCAAAGCCAUCCAUUCCUCCGACGAGGAUGAUGAUGACGACGACGAUGAUGAUUUUGAUGAGGAGGACGAGUGGGAAGAUUGAGCUGGCGAGGCUGCUACCUUCCCAUGUCUCUCCGGACCCCUCUGCCUCUCCACGUUCCAGGAUAUUGUGCAAUAUUAUCCAUGCCCCUCUCACCUUCAAACCAACCUUCGUCUCUCACCGGCUUACCCUUUCUUUUCCCCCACGCCUCCACCUGAGUGACACCAGCAUGGGCAUCGUGAGUGUGUCCACCAUUGACGUGAGCACCACGGCCUGUAGACCUGCAUCAGAAACUUGCCCACUACAGACCCCCUAAUCCUAUAGAAAGAAAAAUAUAGAUCAACUUUUUUUAAAAGUUAAACGUUUUAGCGCAACUUGUGGUUUAGCCUUCAGCUCCGCACACUACAUGAGCAUUGUGUUCUCUUUUGAAGUGUUUAAAACUUUUUUUCGUUGGUGUUUUUUAUCAGAAGAUGCUUAUUCAGGUGAAUGCUGACCAUCAAUUGGGUAAAAAGAAAAUCCCACUCUUGCACAAAAACUAGGACAUUGUCACCUCGAUCUGCUGUGCGUCGGAGGAAUUUGCCGGGUGCUUCACGAAAAUCUUUCAUGCUCGUCGGUCACGGUAGUGAAAGACAAAGUAAUCUUAACCAACAAAUACCUGUUGUCGCAUUAUCCAGACAGAUAUUACUUACGUACGUGUCUGUUACAUGCCCUUUCAACGUGUUCUUUGCAUUUCUCUCCAUGUUGCUUUUGUUUGGCUCUCUGUUUUUACCAAAAGGUUGUACAGCACGGCAAUGCUUUCUCCAUCUCUUACCGCAGUGCUACUGUGUAAUUCACUCAGGGCAUCUCUAUUAACCAUGCAAUUCUUUGCACAAAUAUACACACGUGGACGGUAUAUUUGUUUGUGGCAGUUGUUCAUUCAUACCUUUCUACUACAGUAUUUAGACAAAAAUGUUCCGAGUCUUGAGGUGCCCAGAUAUUGUGGAGUCAGUGUGUGUUGGUCCCACUGCACGUUGCUCAUUAUUGCAGCUAACACUACACGCGCUCUAUUCAAUAUUUCUCACCACUGACGUUUUCAUGAAUAAUAACCUCAUAAAAAUCUACGAAGAAUCAAUCUAUGAUCGUUUAUAUCCCUCAAUCAUGAACAUAUAAUUAUUAUGACAGCGUGAGUGGUGAGAAAAGUUGAACAGGGCAAAUGCAGUGUUACCUGCAUUAUAGCCCUUUAACAAUCCACCAGGAAAUGAAGGCCUCAUAGGGGGUUGUUUGACCAUGCUUCAUACUGAAUGGUGCCGGUUGGUGAAGAGAGGAUGGCAGUUUAACAUUUGAUAAUAGCCACGGUUCUUAGCACUGGCUAGGUCGUUACUAACACAGCGCGUUCCUAACUCGGUGACCAAAGUUCAUUGGUUUGGCAAAGGGCUGAUGAAUUAGCCGAUUUAACAAUUGAUCGAUAUGUGCUGGUCAUCUACAAAACGGAAUAACUCAUUGUAAAAAGUCAUUUACACUGGUUUUAAAACUAAGCAGUUGGUAAAAUCGACAAACUGAUGUGUAAUAGUGGCAGCCUUACCCAACAUGAAAGUAUCCUUCUGCAUGCUGUACCCCUCACCACCUCCCCAGAAUGGACACUCACAAUGUUAACUAUGAAAUACAUUGGGGAAACAAAACUAUUUGGAUAAAAAAUAAAACUGAUUAACAUAUUGAAUGAAAAAUAUGCUUGAGUUAGGAAUAGCAUUGGUUCAUUUUUUUGUUUCAAUAGCAGCACUACCUAAUAGUUUUUCCAUUGUCGAGUCACGCGUGAUGUAGAACGUUGUUCAUAUGUAACAGUAACACAGAAAUGAUGACCUCGGAGCGGUCAGGAGAUUCGUGAUAAAAUUGUGUUAUAUUGUUGUAGCCAUUAACAGGUGAUGAGUAAUUGACAAACUUUUGAGAGUUUAUUUUUGACACUGGUCUGCAUGUAAUAUUUAAAAUUAAAUCAAACCCAUGCACAGAGAUGACAAAUACUUCUGUACCAGAAUAAAAGCACCUCCACAUUUGCAGUUUACAUAUUCACUUCGACUCCACUCACGCUUCUACCAAAGAUUAAUGCCACCUAGUUUUCAUUGGUUUACCCCUCGCCGCCAUUGACACUACAUUGUACCGUUAAUCAGAUGCAUUGUCUCUUGGAAAAGAAACAGAAAGCCUUGCGAUUAUAGCUCAGCAACUUUGCAUGAGUCUUGCAGAAGCAGACGUCAGUGGUUGUGAAUGCGAGUAACAAGUGCACAUUUUUAAGCAAGCGGUUCACUUUCACUGUUUUUGUGUCAAUAUUCACCUGGUUCUCAUAGGUUCAUCACUUUGUGUUUUGCAAGUGUUGCUUGUGACCCAGCACUGUUGGUAGUAUUCUGUUGGCCGUCUCGCUGGUUUCAUGACACUGUCGUUUCACGACUAAAUGUAAAGCCUAUACGCGAUGUAAAUACGCACAAGCAGAGACCCCCGUCUCGGGGUUCUAAAGACAGUCUGCCUGCUCUGGCGAGCGUUGAGCAGUGCUUGUCGCUCUGGGCAGCCCUCAACCACCGUCAACAUCCCUGUGAUGGGGAAGGGGGGUUAUUAUAUAGAACAACCUCUGACUACCUAGAAUGUGGUACUCAUUUAAUUAACCCUGGAGGUGUGGUCGUGUAGGUUUGAGUCUGAAGCUCACCCAAAUGUGAGCUUUACGCUCCAACCACAGGACUGUGUCGGCAUUGUGGUUGGAAUGAAGCGUAGUCAAAAUGCAGUAUGACGUCUAUAAUGUAUUUUCGGCUUUUAUGUUUCUGCACCACUGUCAGUACAGCCCCUAAAAAUCUUAUGCGAUGUUGACCUGAAAUGGGCCGAGCUGGGCCAGUCUGUGGAAAUGGUGGUAAAAUUCCCAAGUUGGUCAAUUUAAUUAGGACUGCACGUUUUGCAAUUAUGCAUUUUAUCUCCCAAUGUGGCGUUCAAUUUGAGCCUAACGAUUCGUAUGUAAAUAGAUUUUAAUUGCGCAAAAUGAGCACGUGCCACUUUUAACGCGCAACGCGCUGCAGUUGUCACAUCGGGCCCCGUGAGAUUAAAGUUGCGUUCUAAUUUACCGUCGCGUCGCCUAAGCCACAGUCGUUACGCUCCUCGCAUGACGAGCAAGGUAAUCGCUCAACCGGUUUCACUUUGAGUUGUGUUUAACUUUAGCUAUCGUCGCAUUGGAUGGAGUCUGCACCACCUUAGCUGCUGCCAACUCUUCUCAUUUGACAAAAACGUUCUCAUUUUGACAAGUACGACACUACAUCACUGCAAUGUAAUGGAAAAUGAAACCCAACUUUUUCCUCAAACUUAUUUUUAAUCGCUUAUGAAACUGCAUUCGGGCGUAAGAUUUGAUUGUCUGAACUCAUUGCUAUGCUCGCGUGUGUACAUUAGGGAUUGUAAUGUAAUUUAUAGUUUUCGUCUGAUUCCAGGAAAUCCAGCUUCACUUGUCAAAAAGGCCAAGUGGGCGCGUCAUAUAUACACAAUCAUUCGGAACUACAGAAACGCGUUCUAAAUUUUAAUCGAGAAAUUUGGCCGAGUUUUUAAACUACAGACAGUGCCCUUUAUACAGCCAGGUGUGAUAGCCCUUUGAGAUUGUCCUUGGCAAGGGGAGUGUGGCAAAUGUGUAAUCUCUAGCACAGGAAAUUGUAUAUACUUAUGUACAGCAGUGCUUUUAUUGCAAGGCUGCUUGGUAUGAGUGCUGUGAACUUAUGGAUGUGCAGCGUCUUUGUUAAACCUUUUGAGUCGCCACUAAGGUCACAUUCUCAGCCACCCCACCAACCACGUGACAUUCAGGGCUUAACGGUAAAUGGCCACCGCAAAUAUUCCUUAUGCGAUUGAUUAGACAUACCUUGACUGAUAGCAUGGUACAGAGGCAUGGGGACUUUGACAGACACUAAUCAUUUGCGAUCAGCCCUUGGCCACUUAUCCAUUAUUUAGAUCUGCCAUAGGGCACACACCUUGAAAAAAGCCCCCCCCCCCCACCCCGUGAUGUGGAUUGUCAUUUCUAUGUUUAAAUUUUCGAUUCAUGGUGAUAAGGAAACUUCCCUUUUUGGUAUGCAGGAAAAUUUUGAUUUAGAGCCCAUUGAGAGAAGUGGUCCGAUUCUUGUGAUAGCAAAACAUGUUUUGUCGUGAUGUUCUGCCAUAUAAACUGGCAAGUCGGAAUAAAGUGGCACCAUUCUGGCCACUACCAAAUAUUGGGGAAAACCCCGUUUCUGUUAAAAUAGACCAGGGGACUUUGAGAAAUAUAGGUCCAUGGGCACUGGGUGCAAAAUCAGAACAUACAUUUUAAGAUAAAAUCUUGAUUUGAAGUUUUCGUGACUGCAAGAAUCCAUCCUCUUUGGUUCUUUCGAUAAAGUCACGUAGGUAGAAAAAAAUUAGAUCACGACGUUUCGAUCGCCGCAUAAGCAACCGUCCUCAGGUGGGAGAGGAUUGCUUGUGUGGUGAUCGAAAUGUCGUGACUUUAUCGAAAACCAAAGAGUAUUUAAAGAUCAACUUAAGCUGCUUAUUUUGAUCACGAAUAUCUAAUUGAGCUUAAUUUUUGUGAAACCAAUGCAUGUGAAGUUUUUAAUAACGUGGUUUUUUAAUUAAUGUGUUUAAAAAAUAUGACCUUGGCCUAUAACGGCAAACAAUAUGUAUAAUGUAACAAGUGCUGGGAAUGUAACGUUUUUAAAUGCAUUCGUGCUGAGAGAAAUCAUUCAUAUGAAUGCUGGAGUCCUGGGUAUGAUAGUGUUUAACUUGCGCCAAUUUAGUUUCACGUUUUACCGACUAAUGGUGAGAUUUCCAAAGCGUAAUUGAAAACGUCGGCAUCGUGACUGCAAGCGUCCACACAAAUGUAGAGGGAAAAUACCGUGCGAUUUUAGUUGUACCACAAGAAUGAGAGCCAGGCGAGAGAAAUGUCAUAUAAUCUGUUUCGCCUAAAAUGUGAAGAGGUGUGCAUUGGCUUUUUGAAUCAAAAUGGUUUUGGGAGUUUUUUGUCUGUUGCAAUUUCUGCUGGUUAAUAGGUGUUUUGUUAUUUGUUAUUGCUCUGAUUUUGUAUUACUUACUGCAAUAAUCAAUUUUAGGUUUCUUAAUUUGUAAACGGUGUACACAAACUUAUGUAGAUGAAGGGUAAUGUCUAGUAAACUUUUGACUAGCCAUGAAUUUAAUAAUAUACAGGAAGAAAAUCUACUCCAAUAAACGUACAUCCCUAACGGUUGUUUCUAUAACAAGAACUGUUGAUGAAUGCGCUACAGUUUUCCCAAUAAGAUAUAUUUAAUUAAGGUAUAGAACAGAAUACUGUAUAUUAAAAUAUAUAUUAAAACAACUCAAAAAAGGAAUUGUGCAAAUCGUUUAACUAUUAACAAGGUGCGCUUUGUAAACUGAUUAAAUAUAAUGACGCAUUUAGGGAUUUCUCGGCAUCAUAUGCAAGUAUACUCUCCAUGUAUGUAAAAGAAUGUGUACUAUACUCCGUGUGAAUUCUCACAAUCUCAUAUAGGCGUGUGAACUUUGUGCUUUGUGUUGGUGGUUACGUUUGCACUAUGGUUGCGUCCACACAGAAGGCAUUGCAAAUUCUUAAACCAGGGAAUUAUAUUCUGGUCCCUGCAAUCGUCCCUGCCCCGCUCCCCCAAAUGUGCCUUAGCUUGUCACCAGUCUCACUGCACAGUGCAUAACAUCGCUAAUAAGUACAUAAUAUUAAGUACAUAAUAAACCUCAUUUCCUUACAUGACGCGUGUGUUCAGUUGCCUUUGCGCCGUCGUCGGCUUUCAUUUUAUAUCGUGCCAUUCAUGGUAAGUGCAUCCCACGACGGUGUACAUCAAUUAUAUAUAAGGGCCAAAUCCUAUUUAUAGCGACAACCAAGCAAAUGAACACCCUCAAUGAAAAAUAAAUUUCACCAAAAAAGGCACAAACAAAAAAGUUAUCAACAGAGAAAUGAAGCCCCAUCCCAAACCACAAUUUUAACUUGUCACACAUUGCCCAGGAAUGCUUCACUGCAGUGACAGCUGGUGGCUAAACGUGAAAUAAAAUGCUGAUUAGAAA
This is a messenger RNA of Petromyzon marinus (sea lamprey), 7856 nucleotides long. RefSeq names its product WASP like actin nucleation promoting factor (gene WASL). NCBI's taxonomy places the organism in Eukaryota, Metazoa, Chordata, Hyperoartia, Petromyzontiformes, Petromyzontidae. The record is from RefSeq and is a predicted model, not a curated record. Gene Ontology annotation, molecular function: actin binding. Gene Ontology annotation, biological process: actin filament organization.